Macrosiphum euphorbiae (potato aphid) is the source of this 279-nucleotide messenger RNA. The record is from the annotation of a GenBank genome assembly. NCBI's taxonomy places the organism in Eukaryota, Metazoa, Arthropoda, Insecta, Hemiptera, Aphididae.
AUGGAUUACUUAUUAAUAAUAAACAUUAUUCUUACAAAUUCUGGUGUUUUAAAGUUAAUAAAAUUACAAAUAGCGUCAGUUGUGUGUAGACGUUCCACCAUGUCGCGUCGUCAGUUUACGUUGGACGAAAAAAUCGGUAUAAUCGGGCGUUUAGAAAAUGGUGAGAAAAACAGCGUAAUUUCAAAAGAAUUCGGCACCUGUUCGUCGACAAUUUCGACCAUAUGGAAGAACAAGGAUAUGAAGGUACAGAUGCUGAAAGAAAAGCGUUGUCUUUUUUAG